Messenger RNA from Alnus glutinosa, 1605 nucleotides. Its product is annotated as chlorophyll a-b binding protein 7, chloroplastic. Gene Ontology annotation, cellular component: membrane. The transcript has 6 exons. NCBI's taxonomy places the organism in Eukaryota, Viridiplantae, Streptophyta, Magnoliopsida, Fagales, Betulaceae. Bases 484 to 1479 code for a protein of 331 amino acids. Gene Ontology annotation, biological process: photosynthesis, light harvesting in photosystem I; response to light stimulus. The record is from RefSeq and is a predicted model, not a curated record.
AAAGAACCAAAGACGGACAAAAAGGUGAACCUGGAUAUCUCUGAAGAAACAUAACAAUUGAUUCAUGUCAACAAGGUGGUGAGUGCCAUUAACAAGAAAGCAUGAUUUUGGGAUCAGACUCAUCAGAGUGAUAGUGCCAUGAAAUGCAAGAUUUUGUAGAACAAACAAGGAUUUGAACAUGCACGCAGAUCAGUGGACAAAGAUUACGGAUUUAAAUUAGAUCAGAACCGCACAUGAAAAAGAGCGUAUACCUUCUGCUCGAUCUCUGAUAAGGAUUCCCUUUUCAAGAGAGGGAAAGUAAUCGCCGCUCUUAGAAAGAGAGAGAGAAAGAUAGAAUUUUGCUCAAACGACGCAGUUUGAGUUUAAAAAAGCCUUGCUUAAAUCUGGGCCAUUUAAUACUUUUUAACAGCGGAUGUGCGCAGAAGCCGAAUCCUAAAAACAAACGAUGAAGGACCUCCACGCAAAUCUCAGUGCUUAAACACCAUGGCUCUGCUUUUGUCUUCGAUAAACCCAUCAUCUUCUUCUUCGUCUUCGUCUUUAUUCGGGUGCCCGAAUGUCUUAAAGGCCUUGGUCCCAAAACCUCGAACCCACCUCACCACCAAGUCUCGUUCACUCUGCAGUGCUUCAUGGCAAGAGCUUGCGGGAGUUUUAAUAUUCUCCGCGAUUCCUUUCACCGCUGUGAAAGCCAUUGCUAAUAGCCCACUAGGAGAGUCGCUUCAAAGGAGAAUGGAGCAGACCAAGAAGUUCGCGGUUGAAAAUUCAUCCAAGUUCAAGGCCUUGGCAGAGAAGGCAAGAAAAGAGAGCAUGUGGUAUGGAGAAGAGCGCCCUCGCUGGCUUGGUCCACUUCCAUAUGACUAUCCUGCCUAUCUAACUGGUGAACUACCUGGAGAUUACGGCUUUGACGUUGCAGGUCUGAGCAAGGAUCCUGCAGCUUUCCAGAAGUACUUUAACUUUGAGAUACUGCAUGCUCGUUGGGCUAUGCUUGCAUCGCUUGGUGCUCUUAUUCCAGAAGUAUUAGACAUAUUAGGAGCCUUUCACUUUGUUGAGCCUGUCUGGUGGCGUGUUGGCUAUUCAAAGCUUAAGGGAGAUACUCUCGACUAUCUUGGCAUCCCAGGACUCCACUUAGCUGGAAGCCAAGGAGUGAUCGUCAUUGCCAUUUGCCAAGCACUCCUGAUGGUUGGACCCGAAUAUGCAAGAUUUUGUGGGAUCGAGGCAUUGGAGCCUCUUGGAAUUUACCUGCCAGGUGAUAUCAAUUAUCCAGGAGGAGCACUUUUUGAUCCCUUGAACCUCUCCAAAGACCCUGUUGCUUUUGAGGAGUUGAAGGUGAAAGAAAUAAAAAAUGGGCGCUUGGCGAUGGUUGCCUGGUUAGGCUUUUACGCGCAAGCAGCUUUGACUGGUAAGGGUCCUGUAGACAACCUUCUUGAGCACAUCUCAGAUCCCUUCCAUAAUAACCUGCUUACCAUCCUCAAAUCCAUUUAAAAAUAUGCUUUUGAAAUCUUUGUUCCAUGCAAGGUCAUGUAAAUGACAGUGAGUUUUUCUUACUACACAAAAUUUUAUUUGUGCUUCUAUGCCUCCAGUGUAGAAGUAAACCUUUUCCUCCCUCCA